Molecule: messenger RNA, 1851 nt
Organism: Zingiber officinale
Lineage: Eukaryota; Viridiplantae; Streptophyta; Magnoliopsida; Zingiberales; Zingiberaceae
Product: scopoletin glucosyltransferase-like
Exons: 2
Coding region: 1-1851 (616 amino acids)
Molecular function (GO): UDP-glycosyltransferase activity
Source: RefSeq, a predicted model, not a curated record
AUGGCGGAUCACCCAGUCCACAGCAUUUUCUUCUUCCCUCUCCCUGCCGCCGGCCAUGUCAUCCCCAUGGUCGACGCUGCCUCCGUCUUCGCGUCCCGCGGCGCCACCGCAACCAUCCUUUCACCUGACCCCGCCCCGCAGCUCCUCGCCGACCGCCUCCGAAAAGCCCGCCACUCCGGUCACCAAAUCGACCUUCUCCUCCUUCGUCAAGCCGCUGAUGGAGACGUCUCUGGUCGCCGCCAGCCCCCGUUCCUCGCCUCCCCUGCAUACUCCUUUGACCUCUUCCGCGACCUCGAGAAGCGGUUCGCAGAGCCGUUGGAGAUCGCGCUCCUGCGGCACCGACCGAGCUGCCUCGUGUCCGACAUGUUCCUCCCCUGGACCGCCGACUCCGCGCGGCGGCUCGCGGUGCCACGCCUCGUGUUCCAGUCGAUGGGUUUCUUCCCUCACUGCGUCAUCGACGCCGUGGAGCGCCACGCGGCGGAGCAACGCGAGUUGGGAACGUGGAUCGGAGAACGCCUGGCGGUGCCCGGCCUGCCACAUCGAAUUGAGAUGAAGCGGUCGCAGCUCCACGAUUCGGCGGGGUUGCGCACCGAGUUCAGCGAGUUCUUUGACCGGGUGGCUGAGUCCGGGAGGGCGAGUCACGGCGAAGUGGUGAACAGCUUCUACGAGUUGGAAGCGGAGUACGCGGAGCAUUACCGGAGAGUGAUGGGGAGGCGGGCGUGGCACAUCGGACCAGUCUCGCUUGUACACGACACCGCUGGCAUCGCCGGAGCUAAAGAAGCGGCAGCGAUUCUAACGUGGUUGGACUCGAAGCCUACUGAAACGGUUGUGUAUGUGUGCUUCGGGAGCAUGGGGCGAAUGAGCGAGGCACAGAUGGGGGAAAUUACGGCGGGACUAGCGGCCGCAGGCCACCCGUACAUCUGGGUUACUGGCGGCGAGGGAGAACAGAGGAGCAUCGUUGAGGAACAGAGGAGCGUCGUUGAGGAACAGAGGAGCGGCCUCGGGCUGGUGGUGCGCGGGUGGGCGCCUCAGGCGGCGAUCCUUGGCCAUCGCGCGGUAGGGGGCUUCGUGACGCACUGCGGAUGGAACUCGGUGAUGGAGGCGGUGAGCGCCGGCGUGCCGAUGGCCACGUGGCCGCUUUUCGCGGAGCAAUUCUACAACGAGGCGCUGGUGGUGGAUGUACUGCGCGUCGGUGUGCGCGUAGGCGCGGAGGUGUGGGGGAUGGCGGAAGAGGAGAAGCCGGUGGUAGCGAGAGCAAAUAUCGCCGCGGCGGUGGCGCAGUUGAUGGAGGAGGAGAGGGGCAGCGAGGAGAGGAAGAGGAGGGCGGCGGAGAUGGGGCGGAAGGCGAGGGAAGCCGUGGCCGUCGGCGGUUCAUCCUACAGCGAAGCUAAAGGAGUGAUUCGUGGUUUGGGGGAUGGCGCCGCCAGGGAGUGGACACUCCUCGACCAGCGCCGACGGGAGCCGUCGGCCGCUCCCCUCCUCUCCUCCUCUACUCUCCCUUGCCUCCGGCCGCACCUCCUCUUCUUCCUCCUCACGCCCUUCGCCGGAGCCAACGCCGCCAACUCCCCUCCUUUUCUCGUCACCGGCGCUCCUCUCCUCCUUCGCCUCGCGACGCGGCCACCGAGCAGUUCGCCGCCAUCUACUUUCCCCUCGUCCUCCUCGCGACGCUGUCGCUACAUGAACUCACGCGACGCCGCCGCAUCUUCUUCUUCUCUCUUCUCCCGACGGCGGCGCUACCGCCUUCACGUCUUCUCAUGGGUAGCCCCAGCGAGCAGCUCAUGCGCCGGCAGUUCCCUCUCCCUCUCCAUGCCGGCAACAUCGACGCCACCUCUCCUCCUCUCUUCCCCGUGA